GUAGUGAGGCCGGUGGGUUUGCGCUAACGACUGUAUCCCGUGACUCUGGGAGUGGCGAAAGUGCCGGCGCGAAUGAGUGCCCCGGGAGCGGGGAGCUGGCGCGGAGAGGAAGCAGCUGCCGCGGGUGCCGGCGCUGCCAGGCCAGGAUUUGAUCCUGUGAUGGAGGAAGAAAUGGAGUGACCCGGGAAACUGAAGCUGGUUGGAUAUCCAUGAGUCACGAAUAAGGGCAGUUGCGGGUUUUGUGACCAACACCUCUUUGAUUAUGGUGUGACUAGUUUCAGCAGUGAACUAAAGUACCCCGUUGGCUAGGGUCUGUGACUGGACUUGUGAAUGGACAUUUGACCACGUAAAUGAGAGCCAGGAUAGCUUCCUAGUGGGGAUGUGGAGCCUGUAUUUCUCAUCAGUGCUUACCUUUCAAGGCACCAUUGAUUCUUAUUUUUAUAAAUCAAAUCCUGGAACAUUAAAAAAAAAAAACUUGAAUGAAAUAGUGUCACAAUGUAAAAAACGAAACAAAAAAAACCAAAAAAUUACAAAUCUCACCCUUUGUUUCAAUUAAUUUUAUUGUGUUAUAAAUGGAACAGCAAGUCUGCAUAGGUGCUGAUUGUGUUGUGUUCCAAUAUCAUCAUCACCAAAGUUUCAGUCCUGACCAAGUUAGUUCGAUUUUGGUUACGUUUUUUCCUAUUAAAAAAACUGUGACAAGAAAUGGACUCUGAAUUUACUAAACACUAAUGUUGGACUCAUAAAUACCAUUUUGCCAUGUUAGAAGACACAUUUUGGGAAGAAGACAUCUGGGAAUAUAAAUCUAAAAGAAAACCCAAACCAGUGCAUCCAAAUAUUUCAGAAUCUGUUGAAAAAGCAACAGAUGGAAAAUACCAGACAAAACGAAAAGGAAACAAAAAAAGAACCAAAGAAGAUAAAGGCACACCGAAAGACCACAAAGUGUGCCUUGGGGAAACAAACAGUCAGAUUUCUGUAGGAUCCAGUCAGAAUUCUAGUUGCAGAGAUGAGAUUCAACAGUCUCAAAGCAAAGAUACUACUCCAAGAAAGCACCGUAGAGCUCACAGAAGCAAACAGUUGUCCCCAAGAGUACGCCCAGUUUAUGAAGGAUACUGCCCAAGCUGCCAGGUGCCUUUUUCCUCAUUGCUUGGUCAGACACCCCGAUGGCAUGUUUUUGAGUGUUUGGAUUCUCCCCCAGUCUCCAACAUAGAGUGUCCUGAGGGUCUUCUAUGUUCCUCUACAAUUCCUUCUCAUUAUAAGAAAUACACACAUCUCCUGCUUGCUCAGGGUAGAGCUAGCAAGGAGCCUGUCCACAGCCCAUCCCACGUGCCAGCUGCACGUCUCACUGCAGCAAAGCCAGACUCUUGUGACCUUGAGGAGAGACUGCCUGUGCAUCUGAGAACUGAGAACUUAAGGAAGGUUUUAGAUGAUUCUCUGUCUAUGGUACAGUGCCUAAGAACAUCUCAGCCUCCAGCUGAAACCAACAAAAAGAUUUCCUCUUCUGCAUGUUCUCAGAUGUCAGUAGUUACAGAAUGUGCAGAGUUUGUUAAGAAAGACAAGCUGUGGGAGGAUGGCUUGCCUCCUGUGGAGGACACUUUAAAGAGUCAAAGCAACUCACAGGGUCCAAGUUUGCCGGAAAGUGACUAUGAGAUCUCGUACUCUCCGCUGCAGAGUGACGAAGAGACUCACGAUAAAGACACAGAGCUGGAUGACUCACAGCAGGAGCUGUUCUUUACACAGAGCUCUGAAGACAGCAGCCUAGAGAAUGGUUCUGCCAUAUUUGAGCAGCUUCACCAUUCCUUCCCAAAGGAGCCAGAGGGAGUCUGCCCCUCAGUGGAGAGCCUGUGGACUCAGGCUGAGUUCAGGGGAUCGGGUAAAGGCCGUGCUCUCAAUGAUUCCUUCCAGCUUAUCUCCCAGACCCAGGGCAGGCUUGCCCAAGAUGACGGAGCACACACAGGCUCUGGCUUUCUCUUGUUUUCACAUGCUUUGGCAGUGGGACGUGCUGCUUCUAAUUGUCAGACCACUAAGGCAAGACCUGAAGAGCCAGAAUUUCACUCACUUGGAUCAAGUCAUCAGAAACAGAAAAUCGAAACAUCAGCUGUUGGCAAUCAAAUUUCCCUGCCGUUACUUACAAGCACCAUGGCAAAACCACUUGAGAAGGAGGAAGGCGAAUGUCGGUCUGUGAACCCAACCCAAAGUCAAAGUAAAGGAUCACAGCGUAAGGGCAUGGAUGCUGCGGGUGCUAACUCGACGUGUGCCUGCAGAAAGGUAGAGAAGUGUUCAAGCACGCCUCUUGCCAAGUCCGUGAGCUCAUCACCUGUCAGUCCUAGCUACAAUGCAAGCCAACCUGCUAAGAAAGUAAUGAGGCAAAUGGAUAUAGGUGUGUUUUUUGGACUACCACCCAAAAGACAAGAAGAGACGUCGCCAAGGAAAAGUGCUUUAGAAAGGCCAAAUGUGAGUCCCAUUGUGAGUCCUAAAGAAAAGAGGCCACGGUUGGGAAAGAGGAAAGCCGAGAACUCUGUAAGUGACUUAGAAUUUGAUGCAAGGAAUUUAAAUGAGAGUCUGUGCCCUACGGAACUGUCUGGAGAGACAGCUCAGCAUCGAAGAAAGAGACCUAGAAAGUCAAGUUCACUGCGGGAAGGAAUGUAUCAGAGGUCAGGUCCCCUUCUUACCAGUCCAGAGAUGGGGACAGCCAGCUUAAGUAGAGGCAAAGCCUCUGUGCGAUGGACUCAUGGCAGGCCACAGAGAGGGAAUGUGGCCAUUUCAGAGUCGGCUGGCACGGGGAAAUUGCAAAGAUCAUGUCCAUUCUAUAAGAGAAUCCCUGGGACUGGCUUUACCGUGGAUGCUUUUCAGUACGGCGAGGUUGAAGGCUGCACUGCCUAUUUCCUCACACAUUUCCAUUCUGAUCACUAUGCUGGGCUGUCGAAGGACUUCACAAUGCCAGUUUAUUGUAGUGAGAUAACUGGCAAUUUGUUGAAGAAGAAGCUUCAUGUGCAAGCCCAAUACGUCCAUCAGUUGCCAAUGGACACUGAAUGUAUAGUGGAUGGUGUCAAAGUUGUUUUGCUGGACGCCAAUCACUGUCCAGGUGCUACCAUGAUCCUCUUCCAGCUUGCUAAUGGUGCCGUCCUGCUGCACACUGGAGACUUUCGGGCAGACCCCAGCAUGGAGCGCUCUGUUCUUGCGGGCCGUAAAGUCCACACGCUGUACUUAGACACCACAUACUGCAGCCCAGAAUACACUUUCCCGUCUCAGCAGGAGGUUAUCCAGUUUGCCAUCAACACUGCCUUUGAGGCCGUAACCCUAAACCCGCGUGCUCUUGUCGUCUGUGGCACUUACUGUAUCGGAAAGGAGAAAGUUUUCCUCGCCAUUGCUGAUGUUUUGGGUUCAAAAGUGGGCAUGUCCCAAGAAAAAUAUAAAACUUUACAGUGCCUCAAUAUACCAGAAAUCAGCUCCCUCAUAACUACAGACAUGUGCAAUUCUUCGGUCCACCUCCUCCCAAUGACACAAGUUAAUUUUAAGACUAAAAGUGCUGAAUUGUGUGAUUUUAACACUGCCUCGAAGUCAAGAGAAAAGAACAAACAAUGAACAAGAAAAGGAGAAUAAAGAAGUGGAGUCCAGAAGCCAAGCCCAGGCUGUUAAGAGGCAGCCAUAGCACAUGGAGCCAGAGCUCCUUAGGGAAGUGACUGUUUUAGCUGUGGGUGGGGCAAGGGAGAAACUGGUGGCACUGAGGUAAGGCAGUAAUUGGUGAAGUCAAGCUUCUCAGCAGCCUUCCUCAGAAAGAGGAGUCAAUGCUCCUGAAGAGCCAAUAGCUUCACAGACUGUUGUCUGGUCCUCGUGGCCUUCUUUUAGAUUGUAUUUUUAUCCUUCCAGACCUAAACAGAAAUAAAUCUUGAGGCAACUGCAAACUCAAGUACAGUUUUUAUGCAGGAACUCAAACUGGCUUUAAGAUUUGGAAGCCUUUAUUCUGAGCACGAUUUAGGCUGGUGUCCUUGAAGAGGGAGGGACUUGGUACCAUUGUCAGGAUUUUAAUAUUCACUAAGGGUAUUUCACCACUUCUGGAAGUUUAUAUUAAAAAUCACUCCUUUCUGAAAAGGCAGUGUUUUUAGGGCUCCCAGAUGAUGAGUGUGUAGCAAAGUUAAGAAUGGUCAGACACAUCUGAGAGAUGAGGCUGUGAGGCUCCAGAAAGUCAGCCAUGCCCUCUUUGCUCGCCCAUGCCGGGUGUAGAACUAGAGCAGGUAUCCCCUGGUUCUGCCUUUAGGACUCCGCCGUUCUCCCUGAAAGUGAGCAGAGAGUGACAUUUGAAGCACCUUGCCUAAUAAACACAGGAGAAGAAUCUGGUGGUUAUUGGAAUGCUGUGUGGUGAUGAUCAUGGCCAAAUGUACUGGCCCCAAGCAUCUGACACAACAGACAUAAUGGCUUCUGUUAAAAUAUAAACCUAAUUGUUUUCAGGGUGUUCAGGGCAUCCUCAGAAAGCUUUGGAAUGUGGCCUCAGUAAAGUGCUUGCUGUACAAGGACUUGAGUUCUAUCUCUAGACCCAUGGUAAAAGCAAACAAAACAACUGGACAUAGGGUGUGCUUUGCAGUGCAGCACUGGGAAGUAGAGGCAGCUGAAUCUCUGGGGCUCCCUGCCAAGUGGCUUAGGACACUUGGCAAGCUUCAGGUAGUGAGACAACCUGUCUUAAAGGUAGGUGGGUCCCAGUGAACUACACACAGGCUGCCCUCUGACCACCACAAGUGUGUACACAUACAUACCUGACCAUAUGCAUGACUCACACUCAGGCUCCUGUACUCUCAUAUCUAAGAAUGAAGGCCGAAAUGCUGCCGGUGAUACUUGCUUCCUCCUCUCUGACUCAUCCUGAGGUCUUAGAGAUGUUAUCUGGCCGACCACCACCUCUGGUUCAACGCUUAUUAACUAGGUGUGGUAAAACAAUACAGAGAGGCUAUGGGGCUGUUGGCAUUCUGAAGGAAACUUUAGUGACAUUGCCAAGGCAUUUUUCUCCCAAACUGGUUACUAAUAAACAGAGAGAGACAGUCAUAAAUCAGGGAUUUUGUGUUGACUGAAUUGUUUGUAAUAACUUUCCUCAUGAGAGCAGUCCUGCAGUGUGGUUAAUGUACAGUGGGCUUCUGGCAGCCUUCUCUGUAGACUUCGCUCCUGUAACUGUGGGUUUCUAUUUGUAGCACUGGUUUCUCUCAUGAGCUAUUUUUAGAAUAACCAAUUUGUCUCAUAGGAACCAAAAAUUGGUUUCCAUUUAAUUCUUUCAGGUAGUUUUGAAGGAACAAAUAAAAAUAGAUAAAUUGGUGAUAAAUACUGCACACUAGACCCCAGUUUAUGGGAGUAGAGUAUAGUUAAUGUGUAUUACUACCCACUGGCUCUGUUCAGUUACUUCCUUUCUGGCUGAGAGUAAAGUGAGGAAACAUAGUAAUUAAACAAGUAACCAAAACAAAAACUUGAAAACUACAGUGCAGGGAUGGUGUGAUGGAAACACUGUUAUAACUCCAGCUCUUAAUAGCAAGUUUAGGAGUUGACUAGAAAUACCGUCUUUUCAUGAUAGGUAUUUUUAUAUUUGUUUCAAAUUAAUAGAAGGGUUUUGGUUGGUUCAAAAGGAGGUCAAGGAGGACUGCGCUCAAGUCUCUAGCACCCUGUACAAAGCUGGGCACAGGUGCAAGUGCUUACAGCCCCAGAGCUGUGGGAGCAAAGAUCGAAGGGUAGCUGGGUUACUGGCCACCAGCCUGCUGCAGGUCUGAUGAUUCACUCUGACUCAAGGGAACAAGGCAGAGCACAAUAGAGCAAGAUACCCAUGUCCUCUAUACAUGUGUGUAUACACACCCCACCCCCCACACACGAAAA
Meriones unguiculatus (Mongolian gerbil) is the source of this 5844-nucleotide messenger RNA. It is a transcript of the gene Dclre1a, whose product is annotated as DNA cross-link repair 1A. The record is from RefSeq and is a predicted model, not a curated record. The transcript has 9 exons. Gene Ontology annotation, molecular function: 5'-3' DNA exonuclease activity; damaged DNA binding. Bases 757 to 3582 code for a protein of 941 amino acids. Lineage: Eukaryota; Metazoa; Chordata; Mammalia; Rodentia; Muridae. Gene Ontology annotation, biological process: protection from non-homologous end joining at telomere; interstrand cross-link repair; double-strand break repair via nonhomologous end joining.